AUGCCGACCUUCACAGCAGCAGAUACGAUACGAAUUCUAAUUGCCACGGACAGCCAUGUGGGAUACGCAGAGAAUGAUGCUGUGCGAAAGGAUGACAGCUGGAGAAGUUUCGAUGAAGUUAUGCGUCUAGCAAAAGAUCAAGAUGUAGAUAUGGUUUUACUCGCCGGCGAUCUCUUCCACCAUAGUCAACCUUCUCGAAAAGCCAUGUAUCAAGUCAUGCGCUCUCUACGAAUGAACUGUCUCGGAGAGAAGCCCUGCGAGUUGGAAUUACUCAGCGAUGCAAACGAUAUUUUUGAUGGUUCAUUCAAUCAUGUCAAUUAUGAGGAUCCGGAUAUCAAUGUUGCUAUACCAGUAUUCUCUAUUCACGGAAAUCAUGAUGAUCCAGCUGGAGAUGGCAAUUACUGUGCUUUGGAUUUGCUUCAAGCUUCUGGAUUAGUCAAUUACUUUGGUCGAACGCCUGAAGCCGAUCGUAUUCAGAUUAAGCCAGUACUUUUGCAGAAAGGUCAAACGAAGUUGGCUUUAUAUGGCAUGAGUAAUGUGAGAGACGAGCGUCUUCAUCGUACAUUUAGAGAUGGCCAUGUCAAGUUCUUUAAGCCCGGAGUACAGCCAAAGGAUUGGUUCAACAUUAUGGCAGUUCAUCAGAAUCACCACGCUCACACCGAAACGUCAUAUUUACCAGAGAACUUCCUUCCUGAUUUCCUGGACUUAGUCGUCUGGGGUCAUGAGCAUGAAUGUCUUAUCGAUCCUUCCUACAACCCCGAAACAUCUUUUCACGUCAUGCAGCCUGGAUCUUCUGUAGCCACGUCUCUUGUACCUGGCGAAGCCGUUCCAAAACAUGUCGCCAUCGCCAGCAUCACCGGAAGACAAUUCGAAGUCGAAAAGAUCCGCCUUAAAUCCGUCCGACCCUUCAUUACGAAAGAAGUCAUCCUUGCCACCGACAAACGAACGAAACAUCUCGCCAAAGUAAAGGAUAACCGCACAAAACUCACCAAAGAACUUAUUACUAUCGUAGAUGAACUCAUAGAUCAAGCACGCGCCGAAUGGAUCUCCCUCCAAGAUGAGCCAGAAGAAGAACUCGAGAACAUCCCCCUCCCUCUCGUCCGCCUCAAAGUUGAGUUCACCCCACCAGAGGGUGGUAAAUUCGACUGCGAAAACCCUCAACGCUUCUCCAGCCGCUUCAUAAACCGCGUCGCCAACAUCAAAGAUGUAAUUCAAUACCACCGCAAAAAAGCCGCCACAACCCGUAAAUCCGCCACCGAAAUUGACCUCCCAGAAGAAGGAACCCUCGCCCAAGUCGCUGGUUUCGACGAUGUAAAGGUCGAACUUUUAGUCAAAGAAUUUCUCGAGAAACAAUCCCUUCAAGUCCUCCCCACCACCCCCUUUGGUGACGCCGUAGGCCAAUUUGUCGAUAAAGAUGAUCGUCACGCCAUGGAAAUCUUCGUACAGAAAUCGCUCAAAGCCCAAGUCGAAGAACUCAUCAAACAAGCCAACGGCGCAGACAACGACGUCGGAGACGAAGAUGAAUACCUCAACGCCGCCAUGGAAAAGUUUCGUGCUCAGCAAGAAGCACUCGCUGCUCGAUCAGGAGUCAAAUCUCAAAAACCAGUCAAGAAACUCAAACCUAAACCUCGACCCGCAGAUUUCGAUUCAGAUGUUGAUGGAGAAUGGGGUGAGAAGGUCGAACAAUGUGAGACGGAUCAUGGAGGGGACAAAGAUGAUGAUAGCGAUGAGGCGCCGCCUGCUCCUCCACCCAAACGCGGGAACAGUAAAUCGACAAGUGGAUUCCUAAUCAGCGACGAAGAUUCCGACGAUCCGUUCGCCGAACCUAAACCCGCUUCCAACAGGGCACCAGCUAAACGCGCCCCCGCCAAGAAACCUGCCGCUCCUAAAAAAGCACCAGCUAAAAGCACAGCAAGAGGUAGAAAAAAGGCACCCGAGCCCGAACCUAGCGACGAUGAAGACGAAGAUGUCGAAAUGGAGGAAGCGCCCCCGUCUUUAGCGAAACCCAAGAGUCAACCGAAGAAAGCGGCUGCUACCAGGGGAAAACAAUCCCAAUUAAGUUUUUCGCAGGCGAGUCAGGCAGUGGGAGGGGGUGGCGGAAGAAAAAAACAUGUGGUGGAGUUGAGUGAUGAUGAGAUUAGUGAGGAUUAUGAUGAUGCGUUUCAGCCAAUGAGUGCGGUUAGUGCUGGGAGGAGAGGAAGGAGAUGA
This is a messenger RNA of Sclerotinia borealis F-4128, 2208 nucleotides long. Lineage: Eukaryota; Fungi; Ascomycota; Leotiomycetes; Helotiales; Sclerotiniaceae. The record is from the annotation of a GenBank genome assembly.